Messenger RNA from Zophobas morio, 5865 nucleotides. RefSeq lists its product as uncharacterized. Bases 46 to 5721 code for a protein of 1891 amino acids. The record is from RefSeq and is a predicted model, not a curated record. NCBI's taxonomy places the organism in Eukaryota, Metazoa, Arthropoda, Insecta, Coleoptera, Tenebrionidae. The transcript has 27 exons.
UCAGUCGUGUUUCCCACGGUGAAAUUUGCAUCUGUUCCAUUAACAAUGAAAAUUUCUCUGCCUUUAUUUAUAUGUCUAUUCCAUGUAAUUAACUCUGUGAAAUGCAACUCCACUUUGAUGAAAUAUUUAGACGACCAAGCUAAAAUCGUGAGUGCAAAAUUAAUUCGACAUGCCAGAAACCAAGAAAAUUUUUACACUGUGAAAUUUAAUGACACAAACACUGUGGAACUGAUCGGAAAUUACACCAAAGGAGAAAUUUUCUCUUUUUUCGGCACCGCUUACGCCGUGAUGGAUCGAGAAGUCUACAAAAUAACGCAAAAUAAUUACAGCAGGAUCCACAUAAUCCUACCGGAUGAUAACAUAAUCCUUUUAAAGAGCAUCGAGUUCCAAAACACGGGUUUCUUGGUGUUCGCCACGAAAACAAACCUUCUACACAUCUUUGGCUUUAACAACAAAACCAAAGACUUUUUCAAAAUUCAAAAUCUCGUCCACUUGAACGUCACAGAUAUGGAGCUCUUUGAAUGCCAAAACCAACUAUACUUAAUUGUUGCGAAUUACCAAAGUUCUGAUUUUACAUCCAUCGUGGUGUACAAAUUCAUGCAUUCGCAUUUUGAUGAAACCGAGAAAUUUUUUGCCUCAGGUGCCACAAACUUGCACACUUUUCAUAACAACGGAAGCGAAAUUAUAAUGGUUCUGCAAAAAUCUGGAGUGACGGCGUCUUUGUAUGAGUUCAAACAUGACAGAAUUCGGAAAAUUCAAAAAAUUGACACUGAUAACGCUGAUGAAGUAUUAAAUUAUAGUUAUUUUGGAGAACAGUAUUUGAUGAUCUUUACUGACACGACUAGUGUUAGCGUGUACUUUUGGACCGGUUCCGAUUUACUGUUCUGGGAGCAAUACACCACCGGAUUUGCCCUAACAGGAAGUAAAUCAGUGUUUUACAUCAACAACAGUCCCUAUCUUCUUGUCAAUAAUAACACCAAAUUUGUAAUUUUCACUCUGUCAGAUAAAUUUUUACAAAUUUACGAUUCCGAGUUCAACUCAAAUUGGACGAAUAUAUGGACCCACAAAUUUAUAGGUCCAAAUGUGUUCGGAGUUUCAGGAAAAACUGUACAGAACAGAGUAGAAAUAAAAACGGUUUCUGUUUCCAUAGGCGUCGCUGAACAACACGAAAAUGUUGUCGAAGAGAAAAAAUUGUCCAGUUGCUUUCUAACUCUGGAGAAAGCUGUUUACGUUCUUAGGAAUAAAAUUACGGAAUUAGAAAAUAGUAGUAGGUUAUUGAUGAGAGAUACAGAUGACGACACAUCACAAUCUGGUUUUUCAUUUAGAAAAUGGGAAGAAUUACAAAAUAAAUAUAGUACCAUUAAACUUAAAGCGCAUAACAAAAAAUCACAAACACUGGUUAUAAACAAAACUGCGAUUCUUGAUUUUCCACUAGGUGCCAAAAAAGUUACUGCUAAAAAUAUUCAUUUUGACACCCUUAAUAACCAAAAAUGGCAGCCACAUAAAUGGCUUUCUUAUAGUCUGCCACAAAUUGUAUCUGGACCUGUGAAAGCUCACGUUCUUCACACUGACACAUUGAAAACAAAUCAACCACUCUUCAAUGAUCUCUUACUAGCAAAUGGAAACCAGAUUGUUUCCGGUUUUAUUACCACGAAUAAUUUACAAGCAAAUGAUAUUGAAACUAAAUCAUUAAACAAUAUCUCUGUAGACAACAUUUACUACAAGAGCCAACCUGUCACUAUUCAAGGUCUAAAGUCAUUUCCAGAACUUAAGGCCAAGAAUAUAGAUACUGCCACCAUAAACGGAAUACCAGGAACUCGAGUCGCAAAACUUCUAACUAAUUCAUCUAUUCUAAAAUACAGUUUUGCGGAAAACGUGAAAAUCGAUAAUCUUUGGGUACAGAACAUAGACGGUGUUAACUUUGACGAAUUCAGAAAUUCUGUCUUCCGUAUUGGACACGGAGACACUAUUGACGGCAACCUGAUUUUUACACAAUUACAAGCUAAAGAAAUGUUUUUUAAAACACUAAGCAACCAAUCAAGCUUUUUCACAACUUCCACCAAUCAAACAGUAACAUCGUCUAUCACUAUUUCUAAAAUUUUUGCUGAAAAUGUCAAGACCACGACGAUAAAUGGAAUCGAUUUUAGAAACUCGGUGGCUACUUUCAACGACAACACCAUCAUUGGUCCUGUUAGCAUUAAGCACCUCAAUGUUACAAACAACCUACACCUGAAUGGUACCGUAGGUCGAGAGUUUUUGUUAAUCAACGACACCCACAUUGUUGGUACUAACGAAUCUGACUUUCUACAACGAUAUAACGGGAACGUCACCAUUAAAGGAAACUUGAUUGUCAAAAAUUUUGAUUUAGGAAAAAAUGCGCACAUUUUUGUGGCGGGGAAAGAGUUUGACCCAAAAAUGGAGCAGUUUUGGACGAAAAGUACCCAACAAACGAUUCAUACACAUUUUGAGGCACGAAAUGGAAUGUCGGUACCUCAUCUGUUUACUGAGUUUAUCAACGAAGUUAGAGUGAACGAUUAUCUACUAAAUGGUACAGAACAAAAGAAGGGCUCUAAAUUUUAUUUCGAAUCAGUGAUAGUGAAAGGAAAUGUGUUUUUGAAUUCUAGUGAACAACACUCGCCGAAUUUUGAACGAAUUCAAAAGGAAGGGGUACGAACUAAUGGUACUUUCGUCAUAAGCGGCCGUAAAACUUAUAGUAACACGUUGAAAGUGGACGCUCUUGAAAUUAGUCAUCUUCAAACUAGAAAUAGUACUAUAGUAUUGAAAAAAAAGCCACUGCAAACGUUUGGACCACGAAGAAUUUCUAACUUGAUUGUUAAAGGCGACUUCACUUUUGACAAUAUCACAGUUGAAACCAUUAAUGAUGUUGAUCUUCAAAACUUAGUUGAAAAUACGGUGUACAUUGACGUACCACAAAACAUAUCAAAACUCACUUUUGAAAAUAUUACAGGUCACAGCGUUUUUGUUAAUUCCGAGUUAAAUGGCAAUAAGAUGGAUGCUUUGACGGCAAAAUUGAAAGUCGUUGACACUCUUGACGAAAUUGAUUUUGUCUAUGUGACUGACAACGUCACAAUAACAAAUGUGGAGAAAUUAUCGACAAUCAAUAAUAGAAAAGUCAGUGACCUCUUGGCAAAAAGCAGUGCGCAAUAUCAAAAUAACACCAUUCAUAACACCGUAAAGUUCCUUGGCAAAGUAAAAGUCAAAGAUCUAUAUAUCGUCAAUGUUAAUAAUGUUAAUUUACAAAACCUCUCCAAACGAAUGUUAUACAAGUCUUGGAACCAACCAAUCGUGGCACAUUUUACUUUCACUACCUUGAAAACAACUAACUUGAUAAGCGAACAAAUUAAUGACUUCAACAUGAAAAACAUAGUUGACGUUUCGAGUAGUCAACCACAAACCAUUUCUGCCUCUCAUGGUUUGACAAUAUCUAGCCGCACCAAAAUCAAAAAUUUGGUUGGUAACUUCAGCUGUGAUAUUAGUGAAAGCUUAAAUAAUUUGCACAAUCCCCUAUCACAAUUUUGGAACAAAGUUACAGUUAUUGGUAACGCAACAUUUUGGGAUAGAGAGUCAUUAGUGAGCCGAAUUUUCGACAAAGUUGUGACACGUGAAAAAAAUAAUCCCGUAAUAGAGGGACAAGUAACUUUUACUAACCACAUUUCUGUCAAUAAUAUCACAACGUUGAAAACUAUCAAUGACGUUGAUAUCAUGGAAAUAAUAGAAGAUGCCUUUUUGAACAAACCAGAUAUAGAACAGGUCAUAACAGGCCGAAAAACCUUCUCCCAAAUAGAAGCCAAUGAAAUGAAAAGUUUGCGAAACACCAACGUUUCGGCAAUAAACGAUAUCAACAUUUUGGACGUCCAGUCUAAAAUUGUCACCAAGAACUCAAUCUUAAAGGGACCGAUACGAGGGCAAAAGGUAUUUUUUGGAGGAUUGCAAACCGACAAGAUUGAAACUGAUUUUAUAUCAGGAAUCGAAGCGAAAAACUUAGUCAGUUUUGAUGAUCCAAAGAAAGUGCCAAAUGCCAUGUUCGAGUCGCUAAGUGUUGUUGAUAAUUUUAAUAUCACUUAUAUCAAUGGAAUGCCACUUGAUGUGCUUCUAAACGAGCGGCUUUUAAAAGACGCACCGAAGCAAGUGGUGAUAGGAAAUUACUUUUUUAGGAAAAUUUCGUUCCGUGGAAAUAUUGAAACACCUCAUAUCAAUGAUAUCAACAUCGACAAUAUGGUUUAUGAUAAAGGUACCCAAACAAUAUCAAGCCCGAAAAGGUUCAUCAAUGAUUUGAUAAUUGCUGGUAACAUGAGAACUGAGUUAAUUAACGGCUUGGAUCUUUCAAAGUCGUACGAACAAGCUGCAUUGAAAAACGAGAAGACUAAUUUCACAGGGAUAAUGCGAAUGAUGAAACCAAUACUUCUGGAGGGUAACAUCCAAACUAAUUACAUAAAUAAUGUUCCUAUGGAGUACAUGUUGGACACUAAUGCUAAAUACUCUUUACAAGUCGAGGCUCACCAAAUACACGAAAUCACUAAAAUUCUUACACGUUUUAUCCAUAAAUAUCUGAACUCAACGAUAAGAUUGCCAACUGAGAUAAUAUAUUUGGAAAAAUCAACAGAACUGCAAAUUCCGCUACCCAAUGUAAUAAAUGCUCGUCUCGCAGAAACCAAAAACGAGAUUCUCAUUCACUUAGAAAGUGAAGAAAUUGGUAGUUUUUGCGGUUUACCUCAGACAUGUAAAUGUCCAGUUCAACAAACAAUGCAAAUUGCAUCAGAACGCUCUAUCAACAUUUUUAUGAAUAAGGCAACGCAAAGAAUUUACAGUUAUUUUAACGACGAUAUAAUUAUACAUGUAAUCACCCACAGUGUUAGCACUAGCUCAUACUGCAGGACGAGCAAAAAGAAAGUCAUCAAUGAAGUAUCUAGUCUGACGUGGAAUUUGCCGCCGCGUGAAAAUAGUACUGGAGGAUUUUUCAUUCACAGAGGUUUUUUCCACGGGUUUAUAAGCGGUGUUGAAUUUUUCACGAUUUAUGGAAGAACUUAUGUAGUUAUUGGAAUUUAUUAUGAUCCGGUGUUGGAUACGCACAAUGCAGAUACAUUGGUGCUUAGAUUUAACGGUGAUAAGACUGAACUUGAAGAAAUCCAAAAAAUUCCAACUGUAGGGAUGAAAACAGUUUCGCUAUUCCCUACGGCACAGGGCGUUGUUUUAAUAAUGGGAAGCGAAAUAUCUGACUUAAGUGAUAAUUUUACAAAUACACACAUUUUUAGAUUUAAUCACCAAAAACAACUGUUUGAACUUUUGAGAGACAUUCCCACGUUUGGAAGUAUAUAUGCAGAAGGAGUUGUGCUAGAAAGAGACAGUCUGAUCAUUUUAGCUAACAAACGAGCAACUUUACUUAUUCUAAAAUACCAACCCGAUUUUGACAAUUAUUAUUUAUAUCAGACUUUUAAAUUGGAUUACUCGAUAUCAUCGUUGUCCGUCUUUUACGCAGAAGGAUUUGGGAUCAGUGACGCUUAUCUUUGCUUGGUGACCACCAACGGCGAAUACUUCAUUUAUUCAUAUUGGUUCAUAGAAGGAUGGAAAUUAGAAUUUUCGGGUGAACUAGAUGACGUAAGAGUUUUAGUUCCGUUCAAAUUAAAUAAAAAAUCUUACCUGUUGGCGCCUUCUGCCAAACGCAGUUCUUUACUUACCCUGGUGGAACACGACUUUAGUUAACUUUUGUGUUUGUGUUGUUCAAGUAUUUUGUAUUCUUUGUUAAUAAAAUAAAACACUCACAGCUUAAAAUAUGUAUUCAAUUGGUCAAAACCGGUAAAUUAAAUUGUAAGUAGUUAAACUUAAAAAACAAAACAAAAUGAACAA